AUGAAGGAGAACAGGUCAUUGUGUCAGGUGGAGCAGCUGCCCUGUGCCUGUCUCCUGGACUCGGCCGCUGGCUGCCACUGGAAGACCCACGCACAUAACGGCACGGCUGCUCCGAUCAGACACAGAGCCAACGGUGCCGUGGGCGCCUUGUGCAACAGUCCCAACUGCUCGGUCGCCGCCAGGCUGGAGGGUCCCGAGCAGGACCGCCGGGGGCCGGGAAGGGUGCUGGUCACCGGAGGGUCCGGAUACUUUGGAUUCAGGCUGGGUCAAGCUCUGGCCCGUCAGGGGGUCUCCGUCAUACUGUUGGAUCUCCACAAGCCACCUUGGGACAUCCCGGAUGGAGCUGCCUUCUAUCAGAAUGAUAUUCGGGAUUUCGAUGCCUUGUAUAAGAUCUCUGCAGAAGUGGAUGUUAUAUUUCACACAGCUUCCUACGGAAUGUCUGGACCUGAACAGCUGAGGAAGAAGCAGGUUGAAUCAGUCAACGUUGGCGGCACAAACAACGUGAUAAAUGUGUGUACAGAGCAGGGUAUCUCUAGACUGAUCUACACCAGCACAGUGAACGUGACGUUUGCAGGCCGGCCCAUUGAGGACGGAGAUGAAGAUUCAGUUCCCUGCGUGCCACUGGACAUGCACAUAGAUCAUUACUCAAGAACCAAAUCUAUCGCUGACCGCAUGGUGCUCGCCGCAGACGGCAGAUCAAUAAAAGGCGGUGGCGUUCUUCACACGUGUGUUCUGCGUCCCUCUGGUAUCUACGGUCCCGAAGAGAGAAGACAUUUACACAGGGUGAUGGUAAACGUGGAGAGGAGGUUGUUUAGCUUUUGUUUUGGAAACCCUAAUGCCCAGAUGAACUGGGUGCAUGUGGAUAAUCUGGUGACGGCUCAUGUUUUAGCAGCAGAAGGGCUCACGGCAGAGAAAUCCUUUGUAGCGAGCGGACAGGCCUACUUCAUCAAUGACGGAGAGGCUGUCAAUGUCUUCGAAUGGUUGACACCUCUGUUUGAAAGACUGGGCUAUGGGCGACCACUGAUUCAUCUUCCUGUGUCUCUGGUUUACUCAGCAGCGAUCCUUAUGGAGAGGCUGCAUGUGGCUCUGAGUCCCAUUGUGGAAAUCCCAUUGCUGUUAACAAGAAAUGAGGUGAGAAACAUUGCGGUCAGUCACACCUUUAAAAUCGAGAAGGCACGGCGAGACCUGGGCUUCUGUCCUAAGAAGUACAGCCUGACCGACUCUGUGGAUCAGUACCUGCGGACCCGGCCCCCCCGUCCCACCUCGUCUCUUACUAACACACAAUACCUCCUCCGUCUGCUCCUGCUGCUUGUGUUGGGAUUCAUCGUCCUGAUGCUCUGCUCUGCUGUGUGGGAGUGACCUGCACCUCAAACCUCAUCAUGACAGCCUUCUUUAGCAGAUGCUGUGAUCUUACAGUACACGUAAUGCAGUCUUAAUUCUUCUGGAGAUAUCUGGGAUCACAGUGGUGAUGGUUUAUACUUUAACCCUUGCGGGUUUCAACCAGGGCUGGACGAUACGAUGAAUACUCACAGGAUAUUUGUGAUGGUUUUAGUGAUAAUAUAAAUUAAGGAACAUUGUGAACACUUUUAUUUGCUUAUUUAUUAUUUCUUAAACGUUGUGUCAUUACCAAACUCAUGAUCUUUUCUUGUUAAGCAACACAUACAGUAGGUCCGUGUUGAGUGCAUUAAGACAUGAGAGCUGUUUGAUUUAAACUUCAGUGUUAGAGUUUGUAAGUGCUGUCUAUUUCUGUGAAUUAGUUCAAAUAUCACAUACUGUUUCAAUGAAUUCAUUCAAAACUGAAUAUGUGUGACAUUUUUCAUAUAUGAAAUUGUUCAAACUAUAUG
This is a messenger RNA of Triplophysa rosa, 1844 nucleotides long. RefSeq names its product short chain dehydrogenase/reductase family 42E, member 2 (gene sdr42e2). The record is from RefSeq and is a predicted model, not a curated record. Bases 1 to 1359 code for a protein of 452 amino acids. Gene Ontology annotation, biological process: steroid biosynthetic process. Lineage: Eukaryota; Metazoa; Chordata; Actinopteri; Cypriniformes; Nemacheilidae. The transcript has 11 exons. Gene Ontology annotation, molecular function: 3-beta-hydroxy-Delta5-steroid dehydrogenase (NAD+) activity.